AUGGCAUCAAGAAAAGCUCUGAAUCACAUCCUGGUUCUGCCAAUCUUGCUGAUGAAUUGCUUUGUUUUGCAAAACACACAAGAGGUAGAAGAUUUUGUUACUGCAACCUGCAAGCACACCCUUCAUUUUCAAACAUGCGUUUCUUCCUUAAGAUCGGUUCCUAGUAGCAAGACAUCACAUCUCAAAGGGCUUGCUGAGAUUGCAUUAAAUCUGAGCACAACAUAUGCUACAAAGACUUUGUCCUAUGUUUAUGAGCUGAAGUCCUCUGCUGCCAGUGGCACCAAUAACAAUUACACGUCAAGUUGCUUAAGUGACUGCGUAGAGGAAUACUCAGAAGCCAUAGAGAAUUUGAAGGACUCAGCAGAAGCACUUGCCAAUGGAGAAUAUGACACAGUUGAUACAUUGGUCUCGGCUGCUAUGUCAGAUGCUGAGACAUGUGAGGAUGGCUUCAAGGACAUGCUCAGCGAUGACAAUGCUUCAAACUCUCCUCUUACCGAGCGAAACUGCUACUUCUCUGAGCUGUGUAGCAAUGCUCUAGCCAUUACAAAACUAUUAGUUUGA
Molecule: messenger RNA, 561 nt
Organism: Gastrolobium bilobum
Lineage: Eukaryota; Viridiplantae; Streptophyta; Magnoliopsida; Fabales; Fabaceae
Product: putative invertase inhibitor
Exons: 1
Coding region: 1-561 (186 amino acids)
Molecular function (GO): enzyme inhibitor activity
Source: RefSeq, a predicted model, not a curated record